UUAUUUUGGAAAUUCAGUUGUACAUAUCUACGUGUCUUUUUCAUGUGCUAAAAGACUUUCUUGUUCCUUUUCUUUUUCUUUCAUUUAGAGAGAAUUUCAUAUCACAGAUGAAACUAAGAAAGAAGUUGUCUUAAAGAGUUGUGAUAAGCGUUGGAGGGAAUUCAAAUCAAGAUUGACGACUGGUUGGAUUCGGGGUACAAGGAAAAGGCCAAAAGAUGAAAAGAUGCCAUAUGAUUUGUAUAGUUAUAUAACUAAGGAUAUAUGGAAGGAAUUUGUGAAGAUACGUACCUCCGAAGAAGCUGAGGAAAUAAGUGAGAAAGCAAGACAAAGUCAAUCUUUCAACAUAUAUCCUCAUCAUAUGGGACAGAAAUCAUAUGCUGAAAUGACAAGUGAAUGGCAGAGAAAAGGGUACAUUCCCUCAGUUUCUUCGUCAUCUGAAGGUUCCUCUGCGUCUACAAUUUCUUCAAGUUUGCCGAGUAGGACAUGUUUAUGGCUUCUUGCAAGAUCGGUACCAGAUGAGAAAGGAAAUCCUUACUUGCCGGAUGAGGGCACACAAAAGGUCAAAGAAAAUAUUGAUGAAUGGAAAAGGAAACAAGAUGAAGGGGAAUUUGUUCCCAAAAGUGCACGAGAUGAUGUCUUAUCUCGUGCACUUGGUAAGACUAAAGAAGGGAGACCACUAACAUUUGGUGGUGGAGUAGGCAUCAAAGCUGUGUGGGGGACCGGAGAGCGGCGUAGCUUUCGACGGUAUGGAGAUGCGGAGAUGGAGGAAAUGGAAGCAAGAGUGACCAAAAGGGUCAAAGAUGAGACAAUACAAGAGAUGAACUCCAAGAUGGAUGCCAUGGUCAUGGAGAAAUUUAUCACAUUUGCUAAAGAACUUGGUGUCCAAAUACCAAGCCAUAUGAGGAUAGACGCAAAUGUUCAUAGUAGUUGUCGUUCCGGGGGUUUAGAUCCAUUUGCCGACAUUACGGUAUGAUAAUUUGUGUUUUUC
Messenger RNA from Spinacia oleracea (spinach), 988 nucleotides. RefSeq lists its product as uncharacterized. Lineage: Eukaryota; Viridiplantae; Streptophyta; Magnoliopsida; Caryophyllales; Amaranthaceae. The record is from RefSeq and is a predicted model, not a curated record. Bases 224 to 973 code for a protein of 249 amino acids. The transcript is spliced from 3 exons.